AUGCGUCAAGGGGCGCGGGAAGAGAAGAGCCCCUCUAAGAAGCAGCAGGGAACUGGGGUGUCUCUGCAAACCGCCCCCAUGCCAGGCUUCGGCCACUUCUCAGCACCGCGGAGAGCUCCAGGCUCUCAUCGGACCUGGCCUCCGCGGAGGAUGCCCAGCGCUAUGCUCACUCAUGGACAGAACCAAGUGGCACUGAGGCGUCCUGGCCCUUCCAAAGAUUUGCCAGUCUUGUGGCAAUUGCAAGGUGUAUUCCAGCAGAUUAUCCCCCAAGGACUGUUCUGGAAGGAUGCCCAGGAUGUGAUGAUCCAAAAGAUGGAGUGCAUACCCAGACUCCACCCCCCAGAUUCGUGCCUAAAGGACAGGGAGGCAACUUUUCCCACCCAUACCACCAGGAGUCCAAUGGCCAAAGCAGUUUCAAAGGCCCUGAAACAAGAGACAUCCAAACCUGUCAAGACCACCUGUGGGUAUCCAUAA
Messenger RNA from Chrysochloris asiatica (Cape golden mole), 474 nucleotides. It is a transcript of the gene RESP18, whose product is annotated as regulated endocrine-specific protein 18. The transcript is spliced from 6 exons. Lineage: Eukaryota; Metazoa; Chordata; Mammalia; Afrosoricida; Chrysochloridae. Gene Ontology annotation, cellular component: endoplasmic reticulum. The coding region runs from base 1 to 474 and encodes 157 amino acids. The record is from RefSeq and is a predicted model, not a curated record.